AUGAACAUGAAGGAUUCUGCGGGAGCAUGGGCCCACCCACACCUCGACCAACUUGGAUCACACCAAGCCAUCAUCCAAACGGUCAAAGAAUUCAAACUGGAGUUUCUGGCAGCGUUUGGCGACCCUGAUGCCACAAGGGCCGCCGAGCGGAAGAUCACCACCCUUACCCAGUCCGGCACAUGCGCGGACUACAUCACAAAGUUCAGAACCUUAGCCAUGGAACUGGACUGGAACGACGCGGCCCUCCAAGGCCAGUUUGCCCGCGGCCUCCACUGGGAGGUCAGCCGCCAAAUUGCCACCCGCGAGCACCAACCCCGCACCCUCCUUGAGCUGCAAAACGCAGCACUCGUCAUCGAUAAUGCUCUCCGAGAAGAGCGCGCUAGCCAUCCGCCGAAGGAUAGUAAGUCUAGCAAAAACCCCGCAAGGGGAACGAGUACCGGCCAUGCCACAACCGGUUCGAAAAAACUCUCCGACGAUCCCAACUUUGUGUUGGAAGAGGAACGCAAUCGCCGCCGCGCCGCAGGCGCCUGCAUCAAGUGCGGCAAAAUGGGUCACAAGUUUGCAGAAUGCCGCACGGGCUGGAAAGCAACCCCUGUUGAGGACAAGGGGAAGGCUAAGGAAGCCGCCAAAAUUGGCGAAGACUCCGAGUACCAAUCGGGAAAAGACCACAAUAGAAUCUCCCCUCUCUUUACUAUUUCCAUCAAACCAGAGAAACAAGCGGAAUACUUAGAAGUCCUGAUAGACUCAGGCGCCACCUCAUCCUUCUUACACCCCCGUACAGCGGAACUACUCCGCCUCCCUCUAAUAGAUCUCCCACAACCACGUACUGUUACUAUGCUUGAUGGGUCGAGCCCCCAGGCUGGAAAAAUUUGGAAGAAGGCCCACCUAACCUUCCUGUUCGAUGGCAAACGCAUGACGGAAACCUUCCUGAUUUGCAAUACCGGAUUGCACGCUGCCAUCUUAGGAAUCAAAUGGUUAGAGAACCAUAAUCCCGAAAUUGAUUGGAACCUGCGCACCCUCUCUUUCCCUCACACGCCCCUGGAACACAUAGCCAUUGCCAAAGAAGAGGAAGCUGACAAGAACCCCCUUGAAGGAGUACCCUCCAAGUACCAUCAAUAUGCAAAGGUAUUUGGGGAAGAAGAAUUCAAUAAACUUCCCCCUCAUAGGCACUACGAUAUUGGUAUUGAACUUACGGAAGAAGGACCCCUGAACUCGCCCCUUUACAGCAUGACUGAUGCCAAAUCCGCCACACUCAAGGACUGGCUCAGGGACGAGCUCAAGGCUGGGAAAAUCCGCCCCAGUAAAUCAUCAAUCAGCUCCCCGGUUAUGUUUGUACCUAAGAAGGAUGGUUCCCGUCGGCUUGUAGUGGACUAUCAACGCCUAAACAAUUGGACAAAGAAAAACGUCUACCCGUUACCCCGUCCUGAUGACCUCAUGGCCCAGCUCCGCGGUGCCAAGGUCUUCACCAAGCUAGACCUAAGAUGGGGUUACAAUAACGUCCGUGUCAAAGAAGGCGACAAAUGGAAAACGGCCUUCCGUACCAAAUAUGGUCUAUACGAAUCCCUGGUUAUGACUUUCGGCUUAACUAACGCUCCUGCGGCCUUCCAACACUUCAUGAACGAACUGUUCAAGGACCUAUUGGAUGUAUGCGUCAUCAUUUACCUUGAUGACAUCCUAAUCUACUUGAAGGACAACGCAACCCAUACUCAGCACGUCCAUGAGGUCCUACAGCGCUUAAUGAAGAACCAAUUGUUCUGUAAGGCAUCCAAGUGCACAUUCCACGUCACAUCGGUGGAGUAUCUAGGAAUAAUCGUAUCGGACAAGGGAUUCAGUCUGGAUAAGCUCAAAAUCCAGGCAGUCCAAGAUUGGCCCACGCCCACUAAAGUCAAGGAAGUACAAUCAUUCCUAGGCUUCGCCAACUUCCUACGCCGCUUCGUUGCCAACUUCAGCCAUAUGGCACGACCCCUACACAACUUGGUUAAAAAGGACACACUCUGGAAAUGGGAAGCCAAGGAACAGGAAGCAUUCCAAGGACUGAAAGAUGCCAUCACAGACGCCCCUGUGUUAUGCCAUGCCGACCCUACCAAACCUUACUUCCUCGAAACAGAUGCAUCUGGUGCUGCCCUGGGCUCUAUACUUAGCCAACGCCAAGAAGAUGGACGCCUCCACCCGCUUGGUUUUCUAUCCGAAUCAUUCAAGGGAGCCGAGCAGAACUAUGACACACACGAUAAGGAGCUCUUAGCGAUCAUCCGCUCCUUUGAGUAUUGGUGCAUAUUCCUGGAAGGCACCGCACAUCCCAUCACGGUAUUCACAGACCAUCGCAACUUGGAAUAUUGGAAGGAGUCCAGAACAUUCAACCGGCGUCACGCCAGGUGGCAUCUAUUGUUAGCCGGGUAUAACUUCCAAAUCGUAUACCGCCCCGGUAAACAGUCCGGCAAACCAGACGCUCUCUCACAACGUUCAGACCAUGCCAACAUUCCACCGGAUGCCCAAACCAUGCUUCCCAACCCUGUUUUUGCCAACGUUGCGCUAGUUACACCUGAGAAGGAGUUACAACGCCAGAUCGAGUUAUCCCUAGACCAAGACGAGUCCCUGGAGGAAAUCCUCCAAUUCCUGCAGAAUGAGUCCAAGGCUCCACCCUCAAUCAACGCGCCUUCAAAGAUUACGAGAUGGAAGCAGGUCUGCUAUUCUACCAAGGGCGAAUUCCCCUUAGCCGGCCACCCAGGCAGACAACAGACCUUAGAAUUGGUAUCCAGAAACUACUACUGGCCUGGCAUCCGCGCAGACACGUAUUGGCAUGUGGACUCCUCCGCUGGAAACCCCCGUCAAGCCCUGGCAACACUGUCUUACGACAUGAUAGUAGAUCUGCCCAAGGACGGAAGCAACGACUCCAUCUUGGUCAUAGUGGAUAGCUUCACAAAGUAUGGGAUUUUCGUCAAAUGCUCUAAGAAGCUCAAAGCACCUGAACUAGCGGAAUUGUUCUUGGAGCACGGGAAGGUUCUCAAUAACAAAUUCCUGAGGGCACUGUACAAACGCCUGGGUAUAGACCCCCACUUCUCCUCAGCGGCUUACUCAGGGGUCAACCAAAGGGACUGGACCAAAUGGUUACCAAUGGCCAAAUUUGCAUACAACAAUGCGGUUCACAGCAGCACAGGAAAAACACCAUUCAAAGCCCUGUACGGAUGGGAGCCUACCCUGACACCUUCAAACGUACCCACAGACGUGCCAGAGGCCAACGACUUAGCCCAGACAAUGGAGGCACAAUGGAAGGAAGUGGAAUCGGCACUCUGGCAAUCCAAGCAAUGCAUGACGGCCGGAGAAGAUGGAAGCCCGUUAGAGUUCGAGAUUGGAGAAGAAGCCUGGCUGGACGCCAAAAACGUCAACCUCAAAACCUUGAGUCCAAAACUUACGGAACAACGCCUAGGACCAUUUAAGGUUACUGAGAAGAUCUCCGACCGGGCGUACCGCCUGGAACUCCCUCCUACCAUGCGAAUCCACGACGUCUUCUAUAAACGCGCCUUUGAGAAUUGCCCCCCACCAGUCACAGUGGAUGGGGAAGAGGAGUACAAAGUGGAAGGAAUUACCGACGCAGAGGAACGCAACGGGAAAUGGUUUUUCCGGGUAAAAUGGAAGGGUUACGGCUCUGAAGAAAACACAUGGGAACCCCGGGAGAACCUUAAAAACGCAGAAAAAAUUUUGAAAAGAUACGAAGAGGACAUGAAAAAGAAGGCCCUUGGCGCCGCCAAGGCCCUUAGAGGGGGGGCAGUGUCAUAG
Messenger RNA from Rhizoctonia solani, 3774 nucleotides. Its product is annotated as Retrotransposable element Tf2 protein. The coding region runs from base 1 to 3774 and encodes 1257 amino acids. The transcript has 7 exons. Gene Ontology annotation, molecular function: nucleic acid binding; zinc ion binding. NCBI's taxonomy places the organism in Eukaryota, Fungi, Basidiomycota, Agaricomycetes, Cantharellales, Ceratobasidiaceae. The record is from RefSeq and is a predicted model, not a curated record.